Molecule: messenger RNA, 1282 nt
Organism: Capsicum annuum
Lineage: Eukaryota; Viridiplantae; Streptophyta; Magnoliopsida; Solanales; Solanaceae
Product: dephospho-CoA kinase
Exons: 5
Coding region: 234-923 (229 amino acids)
Biological process (GO): coenzyme A biosynthetic process
Molecular function (GO): ATP binding; dephospho-CoA kinase activity
Source: RefSeq, a predicted model, not a curated record
CCACAAUAUUGCCCCCAAUUUCGGAGUAACCCGACCCGGCCCAACUCCACUCCUCUCUUCUCUCCUUCUUCGCCGAUUUCACUCACUGAAAGACAUUUCACGUUCGAAUUUGACAUUGAAGAUAUCCUGGAAUCAAGAAGCUAGUUUAGCAAUGGAAUAGUAAGGCAUUGGAAGCAACUGUCUUUGAGCAGCCUUAGUUGUUCCUCAUUACGUGAUUUUUGCUGGAUAUAAGAAUGAGGAUAGUUGGACUGACCGGAGGAAUUGCUUCAGGGAAGAGCACUGUCUCCAACCUUUUCAAGGCUCAUGGCAUACCUGUUGUUGAUGCUGACAUUGUAGCUCGUAACGUUUUGAAGAAAGGAACUGGUGGUUGGAAAAAGGUUGUGGCUGCAUUUAGUGAGGACAUCUUGCUGGAUAAUGGAGAAGUUGAUCGGGCAAAGCUAGGUCAAAUAGUAUUUGCUGAUCCUGAAAAACGUCAGCUUCUUAACAGGUUGCUAGCACCAUUUAUCUCACGUGGCAUUUUAAUGGAAGUUAUAAAGUUGUGGAUAAAGGGUUGCUCCAUUAUUGUUCUGGAUGUUCCUCUUUUGUUUGAGGCCAAGAUGGAUAAAUGGACUAAACCCAUUGUUGUUAUUUGGGUUGACCCUGAGACACAGCUGCAGCGGCUCAUGACAAGAGAUGGAUCUACGGAGGAGGAGGCCAAAAGGAGGAUAAAUGCACAGAUGUCCCUGGAUCUCAAGCGGUCAAAGGCAGAUAUUGUAAUUGAUAACACCAGCUCACUGGAAGCUCUGCAUGAGCAAUUCCAAAAUGUUUUAACUGAGAUUACUAAACCCUUGACCUGGAUUGAGUUUAUGCUCUCAAGAAAUGGAGCUUUUCUAGCGUUGUUCUCCACUUUUGUCAGUGUUGCUAUUUUCAAGAAAAGUUCAUGAAGGUUAUCGUCAUGUAGUGUACAAAAUAAAGACAGCCCCAGUUGUGAAGGUUGGUCUACAAAGGUGUCACUGUUUGCUGUUCCAAUGUUGUCUUGUCAGGUAGAGGGCUAAGAUGUGAACUGGAUGAUGAUUAAGUGUGAGUUUGGAUGGAAAUUGGCUGCUGGUGAUUCCAGUUUUUAGCUCAUCGUGUUCUGAUUAGUCAUAUCUCAGUGUACGUCUUAACUGCUGGUGAUGCCUUGAUGUUUUGUUUGAGUUUGAAUUCUGAUUAGUCAUGCCUUGCUGUUUGAUGUUUGGUCCGGGAGCUUUAAUAUAUUGGGAUGUACUUUUCUUAAAAUUGGAAGUUACGUGUUCUUUACAUA